AAAAAAAAAAAAUAAAAAAAAGGAAAAGAAAAGAAAGAAGCGAGAGCGUUUUCUCUGCAUCGUACUGUGCAUGGUGUGUGCUGUCAAGGCUGACCUGUCGAGAUGGCGGACAACAGAGAUAAGGCUACCGACCAGAUGAAGAUAUGGAAGGAGAACAGAGGCUCUCAGAAAGCAGAUGUACUGACCACAGGCGCUGGACAUCCUGUGGGAGACAAACUGAAUGUGCAGACAGCAGGACCGAGAGGCCCACUGCUGGUUCAAGAUGUGGUCUUCACAGAUGAGAUGGCCCACUUUGACCGGGAGCGAAUCCCAGAGAGGGUGGUGCAUGCCAAAGGGGCAGGGGCGUUCGGGUACUUUGAGGUCACUCAUGACAUUACUCGCUACUGCAAAGCCAAGGUGUUUGAACAUGUAGGCAAGACCACGCCGAUUGCUAUUCGCUUCUCCACUGUGGCUGGGGAGUCUGGAUCUGCAGACACUGUGCGGGACCCUCGGGGCUUUGCAGUCAAGUUUUACACUGAAGAGGGCAACUGGGACCUGACGGGCAACAACACCCCCAUUUUCUUCAUCAGGGAUGCCUUGCUGUUCCCGUCAUUCAUCCAUUCCCAGAAGCGCAAUCCCCAAACCCACAUGAAAGACCCUGACAUGGUGUGGGACUUCUGGAGUUUGAGGCCUGAGAGUCUGCAUCAGGUGUCUUUCUUGUUCAGUGAUCGAGGUUUGCCUGAUGGCCACCGUCACAUGAAUGGCUACGGCUCUCACACCUUCAAACUGAUCAAUGCUGAUGGGGAACGUGUCUACUGCAAAUUCCACUAUAAGACCGAUCAAGGAAUAAAGAAUCUGUUGGUGGAAGAGGCAGAACGCCUGGCAUCCACCAACCCAGAUUAUGCAAUUGGAGACCUGUUCAAUGCAAUUGCUAAUGGAAACUACCCAUCCUGGACCUUCUACAUCCAGGUCAUGACCUUUGAGCAGGCUGAGAAGUUCCAGUUCAACCCCUUUGAUCUUACUAAGGUGUGGUCACACAGAGAAUACCCACUGAUCCCUGUGGGCAAAUUGGUUCUCAACAGGAACCCAGUCAAUUACUUUGCAGAGGUGGAGCAGCUGGCCUUCGACCCCAGCAACAUGCCACCAGGCAUUGAGCCCAGCCCUGACAAGAUGCUGCAGGGUCGACUCUUCUCCUACCCAGACACACAUCGUCACCGGCUGGGGGCAAACUACCUGCAGAUCCCUGUAAACUGCCCCUUCAGGGCCCGUGUAGCCAACUACCAGCGUGAUGGUCCGAUGUGCAUGUUUGACAACCAAGGUGGAGCUCCAAACUACUAUCCCAACAGCUUCAGUGCUCCAGACACCCAGCCUCAGUUUAUGGAGUCCAAGUUCAGAGUGUCUCCAGAUGUUGCUCGUUACAACAGCUCAGAUGAAGAUAAUGUCACACAGGUUCGCACCUUCUACACGCAGGUACUGAAUGAAGACGAGCGGCAGAGACUUUGUCAGAAUUUGGCAGGGUCCCUGAAAGGAGCCCAGCUCUUCAUCCAGAAACGCAUGGUUGAGAACUUGAAGGCUGUCCAUCCAGACUAUGGAAACAGAGUUGAGACUCUUCUCAACAAGUACAAUGAAGAGGCCAAAACGGAUGCCGCUCUGCAUGUUUACAGCCGUCCAGGAGCCUCCGCCAUCGCCACAUCCUCUAAGAUGUGAUGCCUUAAAUUUCAAGAGAGCAAAUCAAUGUGUGAUAACUGACUGCUACUAAAAUGAAACGACAUGAGAUCCAGAAAUGAGGUUAAAAUACUAGCAAUGUAGUUUUUACCAUUGUGGCUAAUUGAGUUUUGGUUCAGUCCUUUCAAGCAGUUAAUUUCUCAGUUCUCAGCGCGCUCAUUCUUCUGGAAGCUUGUGAUCAGCACGACAACCAGAGUGAAGUAAAGUUGCCUCAAUUAAACUGCUGUGUUGUUGAGCUUUGAUUAGUUGCUGUUUGGUUAAAUUACUUCCCUUUAACAGCCUAAAGUCUCGAGUCAUUUAAGAGCAUUUCAUUUAAUUUUCAUUUUGAUUUGAUUGCAUUAAAUAAACUAACCAAACCCAUCUCGAGUAAUUCAGAUUGUAUGUUCUACUUGGCUGUGAUGCACAGUCAAAAGUAACAUUUAAAAAUGGUAUAUGUGGAAGUGUAAAGGGUGAUGUCUGCGUUGAGGAUGGUAAAACAUCUACAUUUGUUAUGAGAAAAAACUUCACUUCCUUAUUUCCAGUAUGAGCAAUGAUUUUGUUAGGGUUUUAUUAUUUUUUUUUUUUUCCUGACUGAUGUGCUUGUCGGCAUGUGGAUAGUUUUAACAUCUUCAACAGUCAAGUUUUGAGCUGUAACCAUAACUGAAACAGUCUUCUGUGCCUUUAUGUACAAAAACUACAAUUAACAGAUGGCUUUAACCUUUAUCUGGUAAAGCCUGGGUUUGUUCCUGUUCAGUUUUUGUAUUAAGCCUUUAAUGUCUUUCUCCUCAUUUGAAAACUGGCAUAUAAAUCUGUGAUUUUCAUUUAAGUGGCAAAUUACAAAAUCUGUCUUCUAAAGUAAUGCUAAACACCUCCGUCCUGCAGAGAUGACAAAGAUCAAAUGUAUCACUGUUCUUCAUGUAACCUGUUGUUGUGCAUUUGUAAACUUUCUGCUGAUCUGAAUGUGACUCAUUUAUUAAUGCCUGUAUUGGAAUUGAUUUCACACGUCUAUUUAGUGCCUGCAUUAAUGAAUUUAUAAUUAAAAGUUUAGCAGCGGUGUUC
Messenger RNA from Archocentrus centrarchus (flier cichlid), 2742 nucleotides. RefSeq names its product catalase (gene cat). The record is from RefSeq and is a predicted model, not a curated record. Gene Ontology annotation, cellular component: mitochondrion; peroxisome; cytoplasm. Gene Ontology annotation, molecular function: catalase activity; heme binding. NCBI's taxonomy places the organism in Eukaryota, Metazoa, Chordata, Actinopteri, Cichliformes, Cichlidae. Gene Ontology annotation, biological process: response to hydrogen peroxide; hydrogen peroxide catabolic process. The coding region runs from base 103 to 1686 and encodes 527 amino acids. The transcript is spliced from 13 exons.